UUCUUUUUUUCUAAAAUUAUUUUGAUCCAAUUUUUUUUUCUCCAAUUUUCUUUAAUUGUUAAUAGUAAAUUAAUUAUUCUAUUUCUAUUCUAUUCUAUUAAAUUAACAUAUCAUGGCUGAAGAUAAAGAGGUUCUUCGUCAGAUUUGGACAGCAAAGAUUCCAGUUUGCUUUCAUCUCGCUUCCGAGGAAAUAGUUAACUUUCAAAAACCUGAUCCAUAUUAUUUAAUGUGCUCAAGGAUCACUUAUUUCUCUCUGGUUAUGGAUAAGGUGGUUAAAUAUUUCUCUUCAUUUGUUGACUCUAGUAAACAAUCAGGAACAGACAUUUGGAUUGAAUAUGAAGGAACUCCAAUUAAAUGGCACUUUCCAAUUGGACUAUCAUGGGAUCUAAUUUCUGAAGAGGCUAGUCUACCAUGGAAUUUGAUUCUCCAUUUUGAUAAUUUUCCCGAGGACAAAUUAGUGAGAUGUAAUAGUCGAGCGUUGGUACAAUCAACGUUCAUGUCGACAAUCAAAGAAGCGGAUGCGUUAAAACAUCGAAGUCAAAUAAUCAGUGCAAUGCAGAAAAAGGAACACAAUCAACUAUGGCAUGGAAUUCAGGAGGAUAAAUUUGAAGAUUUUUGGUCUGUUAAUGUUAAAUUAAUGGAACACACAAAUAAUGAGCUAUUUAGGUGUAUUCCAUUUCGUUUUUAUCAGCUCGAUCAACCGUAUAUCCAAAGGUUAUUUAAACCAUUCAAUGAAGACAGUAAACCAAACACUUUGGGCGAUUUAGUUAAGCACAUUUUCACCGAAUCAAAUGAUUCAGAAAAUUGUGACGAUUUAAAAUUGAAAGUGAUGACCCACGGAAUUGAACCUCCAUUUGAAACUCCCAUCCAAUGGAUGUCAGAACAUCUUAGUUAUCCUGAUAAUUUUCUUCAUCUUUGUGUAAAAUCAACAUCAAAAUCUUCAUCACCAUCAAGUUAAUUUAGAUUAACUAACUAAGUGUUUCCGUAUUUCUGUUCGGUGCCAUUUUUUUUCUCCUCUCUUUCCUUUCUCUACUCACACAUCUUAAUUUCGAUUUUCUUUUUGACAAAAUUCUCUCUCUCUCUAUACUUUAUCCAUUUUGCUCGACUAAUGAUCUCACUAAUCCAGUUAUUUUUCACACUCCAAAAUCAAAGCCAUUCGAAUUAGAACUCUCAUAUUGAGAGAAUUAAUAUAAAUACGAAUUGAAAGAGAACAAAACAAAUUCGAGCAAAAGAAAAUAACUCAACUUUUUUUUUCGAUUCGUUUCUUGUAAUUUACUUUUCUUCCUCAUCUCAUCUUAAUUGUCAAUCUUUUUCUCUCAAUUUUGUGUAUUAAUGAGUUUUUAUUUUAUGAUGAUGAGAUUGUUACACUUUUUAUCAAUAAUAAUACAAAAAGAAACAUAUUAAUAUAUAUAUACAUAUAAAAAUGAACAUAAAAUGAGAUACAAUCAAA
This is a messenger RNA of Panonychus citri (citrus red mite), 1450 nucleotides long. It is a transcript of the gene Atg5, whose product is annotated as autophagy protein 5-like. Bases 113 to 958 code for a protein of 281 amino acids. Gene Ontology annotation, cellular component: cytoplasm; phagophore assembly site membrane; Atg12-Atg5-Atg16 complex. The transcript has 4 exons. Gene Ontology annotation, biological process: autophagosome assembly; nucleophagy; C-terminal protein lipidation. The record is from RefSeq and is a predicted model, not a curated record. Lineage: Eukaryota; Metazoa; Arthropoda; Arachnida; Trombidiformes; Tetranychidae.